CUUCACCGAUCAGCUUUCAUGAAAUGAACGGAGCUCCGACUCCAACGCGGUACCUGUUUCUCUGUUUACAUCCAAGUGGCAGCCGCACCUGUAGGUACUUUUUAAUUAAGGUAACGAUGUGUUAGAAUAAUAGACCGCAAAGCAAAAUAAUCUGUGGCGGAUCCACAGUGCGAGCUGUUUCACUGAGUCCCUUCCAACCACAAGAAAGACUGAGUGCCAACAUGCAGAAAGUCAACACAGCUGGAUACCAGACUGACUGCUUUGUGGGGGAAAAGGCUGUGGCCUCGCAACUGCGUAAAAGAACACUAUGCCCUACAGUGACGAACUUCAACAAUGGCUCGGAGGCCAGUUGUGGCUCUGAUACCAAGGACGAGCUACACAUUGUGGAGGACGACAGCCUGCAGGAGCCUGAGGUCACCAAAGCUGAUGGGACCACGGCGCAGGACAGCCAUGAUGCCACCACAACAGUAUUACCCCACAAUGGCUCGUUGAACGGAGCAGUGUCCUGUUUCAGACUCGCACAGCAACAAAUUCACUGCUGGGAGUGGCCCAGUACACCCACAGGCGUACACAAGCUGUCCCCACACAGCUCUGCUGCAGCACCGUCUGUGUGAAAGACUCAUGUUUUUUUAUUGUUUGUUAUGACAGCAGUAGGAGUUAACCAUUUACUGCUCUGCUUUACACAACAUGCUGCACUAUAACGAUAAAAUAGAUGCUUG
Molecule: messenger RNA, 719 nt
Organism: Micropterus dolomieu (smallmouth bass)
Lineage: Eukaryota; Metazoa; Chordata; Actinopteri; Centrarchiformes; Centrarchidae
Product: zinc finger E-box-binding homeobox 1-like
Exons: 4
Coding region: 222-614 (130 amino acids)
Source: RefSeq, a predicted model, not a curated record